This is a messenger RNA of Sorex araneus (European shrew), 204 nucleotides long. Its product is annotated as beta-defensin 103A-like. The coding region runs from base 1 to 204 and encodes 67 amino acids. The record is from RefSeq and is a predicted model, not a curated record. Gene Ontology annotation, molecular function: chemoattractant activity; CCR6 chemokine receptor binding. Gene Ontology annotation, cellular component: extracellular region. Gene Ontology annotation, biological process: defense response to bacterium; cell chemotaxis. Lineage: Eukaryota; Metazoa; Chordata; Mammalia; Eulipotyphla; Soricidae. The transcript has 2 exons.
AUGAGGAUCCAGAACCUUCUCCUGGUACUGCUCUGCCUGUUCCUGACUCCUGUCCCAGGUGACGGCGGCAUCGUGAACGUCUUGAAACGCCACUACUGCCGGCUGCGCGGUGGGCGCUGUGCGCUGGUCAACUGCCUGCCCAGGGAGGAGCUCAUCGGCCAGUGCUCCUUGGCCGGCCGCAAGUGCUGCCGCAAGAGGAAGUGA